Molecule: messenger RNA, 1365 nt
Organism: Camelina sativa (false flax)
Lineage: Eukaryota; Viridiplantae; Streptophyta; Magnoliopsida; Brassicales; Brassicaceae
Source: RefSeq, a predicted model, not a curated record
AUGGAUCAGGAGGACAUUCAAAUUAUUAGGAGUAUGCCUAUCAGCAAAUCUUUAAAACCUGAUCACUUGGUGUGGCAUACAAAAUCUGGUCGUUAUUCGGUUAAGUCAGGUUAUAAGGUAGCUCAAGAUAUGAAGGCGGAAGUGAUAGUUGGUCCUAACUGUAAUGUCCUGAUGGCUCAGGCUUGGUACCUUCCGGUACCACCAAAAAUUAAACAUUUUUUCUGGCAGAUCGUUUCUGCCUCUCUUCCGGUGAUGGUGCGAUUAGCUUCUCGGGGUGUACAUUGUGAUACGGUAUGCAAGCGUUGUGAGAUAGCAGAAGAAUCUAUUAAUCAUACCUUCUUUGAGUGCCCUCGUUCCACUCAGGUGUGGGAGAGGGUUUUUGAUGGAUUACACAGGGAUAAGUUCCCCUUGGGUUCGAUUUAUUCUAAUCAAGAUUUUAUAUAUGGGAAAGGGUUAGGCCCUAUGGCUCUAGGAGUAACACAUAGUCCAUUACCGUGGCUAGUUUGGUUCAUAUGGAAGGAUAGGAAUAACAAAGUUUUCCAAGGGUUACAAUCAGAGCCAAUAGAUAUUAUUAAUCAGGCUUUACGAGAGCAAUUGUGGUGGGAGGAAGCCCAAAUGGCCGCAAGGAGUGUGUCUAGUGUGUCGGAACCUGUGAAAAUUCCGGAGACGACAGUUCGGUGUCAAGUCGAUGGUUCGUGGAAAUCUACAGAACAAAACUCUGGUCUAGGAUGGUGGUGUGGUGAUGGGGAGAAUCAAACAUUCUUUUUGGGUGCCAGAUAUCAGCAUCGUAGUGUGUCCCCACUUCAUUCGGAGAUGGAAGCAUUAUUAUGGGCAAUGGAGUGUAUUCUUUCCAGAGGUAUUGUUUGUCAAAGAUUCGAGACGGACUCUGCAGAGUUAAUUUCAAUGGUGCAAGAUCCAGAGGAGUGGCCGGCUUUCUCAGCGCUGCUUGACGAGUUCCAGGUGCUUAGUGCUUCAUUUCCUCAUUUCACCCUUUCCAAGAUCCCAAGGACGGUAAAUGUGAAGGCUGAUUGUUUAGCUCAUUCUUCUCGAACUAACAAAGAAAGAAUCGAAGACUUGGAAGCUAAUGUCACGGAACUGCGAGAGGAUAUUCAGAAGCUCAACAAGGACAUGAACAACAGAUUCCAGAUAUUAGAAGAUUCAUUAAACCGCUUAGCAGAUACACUUACCACGGGACGAGAAGGGGACAACAGUGCUACACGAUCAACUCUACGAACCAGGGACAAGCAGCAGCUGUUAGCCCAAGGAGACAACGUCAAUCAGAACGCUCCAGCGCGAACAGUGAAGCUUGAUUUCCCUCGCUUCAAAGGAGGAGAUCCGAAUGCGUGGUUGAGCAAGACCAAAUAA